ACAGUUCAGUGGUAACAAAAUAGCCCGUAAAAAGAUUGCUUUUCAUUUGACUUUUUAUUGCAUAUAUAUGCACCCAUAACCCUUAACUCAUUUUGAGUAGUGUAGUUCUUGAGUAAAGGUCUGAAAGUAUCUGAUAUUAAAUGACAAUACUCUGGCAAAAAUGAAAUGUAUCAAAAGCACAAGUAAAAGCAAAUAAAACAUAUGUAUGGGUGUCUAUAUACCCUAUACUAUGGGUCUAUUGAUUAUCAGCCAGGCCAAUUCAAAGAUCCAAUACUAUAUAGCAUUUUUCUGCAUCAUAUAAUCUUAAAAGUAACUAGUAACUGAAGUUAUUAAAUGAGUGUGGUGAGAAAAAAAAGUACAAUUAUUGCCUUCAAUUUGUAGAAGAGUGGUAGUAUAGGGUACUAAAGAACAUGGAAAUUCUCGAGUAAAGUAAAAGAACCUCAAAAUGUACUUGAGUAAAUGUACUGAGUUACAUUUCACCAGUGAUUAAGUUUACCUGUCAUUACCUGUCUGAAGUUAUCAAGAACUGUUUGGCAUCAACUGGUCUUAGCACUUUAUUGGAUGUAUUUUAUUAUUUAUUAUAUGUAUACUAUUUCCUUAUAACUGUUUUGUUUUUUUAAAACGAAAAAUCAUGUCUUCUAGCAAGUAGUUCCGACCCUCGGUUGUGAUUGGCUGACACAGGUUCGAACCCGUUGAUAAAUCCCCAAUUACAGAACACCUGUGAGGCCGCAUAACGGUAAGUGUCAAUAUCGCUGCGCCAAUGCGAAGUUACGUUCGUGAGAGGGGGUGUGUGUUGCUUAGCAACCGAUUCUGCUAGCGGGCAAUGAAGCUAACUCUUUAUUUCAUAAGCUGUUGUGUCGUGUUGUUAUAACUACAAAAAAAACAACAACUUCCUAAUCGUGACUCCAGAUGAUUUUACAAAAGCUUGCCGGGGGUGUUGUCGUGCCUGCCAACGCCUCGGCGGAGUCAGAAUUCAAUAAUUAUUACGAGUUACGCAACGCGACGUGAAUGGUCUUGACUCCCGCCGUCACUGCGUAAAAAGCGUAAACUACGGACUCAUCAGAUUUGCGCUCUCGUGUUUCGUCGGUGAUGCACUAUCCCGUACCUCCCCUCCCCUCCCCCCCACCCCCCCUUACGAGGCAUGUCGUCUCCACACCACACCACAGCACUCCAGCCUCCUCGCAUGAAUCCAGCGCGCCGUCGACUCUGCCCAGCUGAACAGGCUACAGCUUCGGCGUAGGGUUCGGUGUUCGUCCCCGGCCCACCGCAGCCUACCCGGCCGCUGUUGCCCUCUGCUCCUGAAGGCAGUCCUCCCCCCCCCCCCUUACCCCGCCGUCAUGACCUCCCCUUUCUGCCAUUCUGCCGAAAUUCGCUAAAUGGGAUUCGUGGCUGGCCCGAGGUUUCCACAGCAACUGGCCAUCCGCUGCCAUUAUUUCUCUAAUGAGGACAGCCAUAAGGAUUUAACACGGUUCCUCGCUGCGCGUCUCUGAUUUUUGGGCUGAAUCUCAAGACGCGUCAAAGGUCUGCACAUGGGGGCGGGCAAGAGCAAGCCCAAGGAGCCGGGCCAGCGCUCUAUGAGCCUGGACGGCACCAUCGGCACAGGCUCGGACAGCGGGCACUUACACCACCUGGGCCCUGCCCAGCAGACCCAAACCCCCAACAGGAGCCCUGCCGUCGGGACAGGCAGGCGGGGGCAUCAGGGCCAGCACCAGCACGCCCCAACAAACACUCCUGAGCUGGCUCUCUUUGGAGGGGUGGACCACACCGGCACCAUCACCUCGCCUCAGAGGGGACCUCUGUCAGGAGGUGUCACUACAUUUGUGGCGCUGUAUGACUAUGAGUCACGGACAGCAUCUGAUCUGACCUUUAGGAAAGGCGACAGGCUGCAGAUUGUCAACAACACGAAAAAGUACAGCUUCAGAGAAGGGGACUGGUGGCUCGCACGCUCCCUGACGACAGGAGAGAGUGGAUAUAUCCCCAGCAACUAUGUGGCUCCGUCCGACUCUAUCCAAGCAGAAGAGUGGUAUUUCGGGAAGAUCACUCGGCGCGACUCAGAGAGGCUCCUUUUGAACUUACAGAACAGACGAGGAACCUUCCUGGUGAGGGAGAGCGAGACCACUAAAGGGGCAUAUUGCUUGUCAGUGUUGGAUUAUGAUAAUACCAAAGGCCUGAAUGUUAAACAUUACAAGAUCAGGAAGCUGGAUAGCGGGGGUUUCUACAUCACCUCCCGCACCCAGUUCACCAGCCUACAGCAGCUAGUCUUCCACUACCGCAAGCACUCUGAUGGUCUUUGCCAUGCUCUGUCAGAUGUGUGUCCCGUGGCUAAACCUCAGACACAGGGACUGGCCAGGGACGCCUGGGAGAUUCCCCGAGAGUCCCUCCGCCUUGACCUUAAACUGGGACAGGGCUGCUUUGGAGAAGUCUGGAUGGGUACAUGGAAUGGUACAACACGGGUAGCCAUUAAGACCCUGAAGCCUGGCACCAUGUCUCCGGAGGCCUUUCUUCAGGAAGCGCAGGUCAUGAAGAAGCUGAGGCAUGAGAAGCUGGUCCAGCUGUAUGCUGUUGUCUCUGAGGAGCCCAUCUACAUUGUGACAGAGUACAUGAGCCAAGGUAGCUUACUGGACUUCCUUAAAGGGGACGCAGGAAAGAUGCUUCGUCUGCCUCAGCUGGUGGACAUGGCCGCUCAGAUUGCAGCAGGCAUGGCGUACGUGGAGAGGAUGAACUACGUCCACAGGGACCUGCGUGCUGCCAACAUCCUGGUGGGAGACAACCUGGUGUGUAAAGUUGCCGACUUCGGUCUGGCAAGACUCAUCGAAGACAACGAGUACACCGCAAGACAGGGAGCCAAGUUCCCCAUCAAAUGGACCGCGCCGGAGGCAGCUCUGUACGGUCGUUUCACCAUCAAGUCUGAUGUCUGGUCCUUUGGUGUGCUGCUCACAGAGCUGGCAACUAAAGGCAGAGUUCCUUAUCCAGGUAUGGUUAACCGCGAGGUGCUCGACCAGGUGGAGCGCGGCUACAGGAUGCCUUGCCCUUCAGAGUGCCCCAGCUCCUUGCACGAGCUCAUGCUUUCCUGCUGGAGGAAGGACCCAGAAGAGAGGCCUACGUUCGAGUACCUGCAGGGCUUCCUAGAGGACUACUUCACCUCCACAGAACCCCAGUAUCAGCCUGGGGAGAACCUAUAGAACCACACACUGAACAGAACGUAGGGGGGGAGAGCCUCAACACAGAACGAUGUGCACUAACCCGACCUCAGAGGAGCACCUGUGGGAGGAUCUGAGCCGGUGAAACUCACCUGGGAGGAACUUGAGAUUCUUCUGUUGAAGCGAAACCAAGACAGAAACCUGCAGGCGUCCCAUCAUGUGCCAUAAAGGAACUACUACAGAAGAACCUCGAGAACCUCCUUUCUGCAAGCACCCACUGUUUUACUGAAGGUUUGCCUGCAGAAGCGAGUUUCAAGGCUGUGAAGGAGAACUCCUGCUGGGCGGACUCUGGCUCUGAAUCGAUCGAGGGACUACUCUUGCGGGUAAAUGUUUUUUGAGAGGUGCGACUGAUGUGGGAGGAACUGAAUCAGGAUCAACAGACGGAGCGAGAGGGAAAAAGAACAAAGCUCCAGUCGAAGAGAGAAGGCUACGGGAGGAUAUUUCAAUCAGACAUGAGCUGUUUAACCUCCCUCUUUCCCUCUUCUGUCGUGUCUCUGUGCCCUCGUCUGGUACCUUUUUCCACCCACAGAAGAGCACUGCCACUGUGGCUCAGGUGCCAAAGUAAAGUCUGUCUCUCUUCACGUCCUUUAUGUCCCUUCUGCCUCUCUUCCUCUAUUUCUGUCUGACUUUCAGUAUCUCUCUCCAGUUUUCUCAAGUGCUGCUUCUUCAAAGUGUCUCCAAAUAACUCAGCUCUGGAACUCUACUUUGCAUCUUUUAUUUAUGUUUACUCGGACAAUAUGCGUCCUGUGGUUUAGGGUUUUGUUUCGGUUGCAGACGGAGGUUCCUGAUUUUUUUUUUUUUUUUUCUUUAACUUUGAUUAUCAAUAGGCAAGGUUGUUAGAACCACGAUCAUGGUAGUGCCAGGGUAAAUGUACUCAACAGACAGGCUCUGUAACACUGGAAAUUAGAUAGAUCAAGUUAAAACAAUCCGAGGCCUUUCUCUCUCGUUAAACCCUCCUUCUCUUCUCUAGCUCUUCAAAUACGCUGAGUGGCCACUGCAGCCAGCUUGAUCCAACCUCGAUUGAUAAAAAAACAUGAUUUUGAUGCAGGUAGUGUUUGAAUGCGUGUAUGUUUUUAAACUGGAGAAUAAUCUGCGCAGUUAUGGUGGCACUAAAGAGCAGUUUUAGUAGUUCAUUUCCUCCGAGGCAUAAAUGAGAUAACUGUCAUUAAACAUUUAUGUGACCUACUAAGAGGCUGAUAUGGCUACCAAACCAAUCAUUGACACAAGAUGUGAAAAGCCUACGCUGUUCUGUGCCAAACAAAUCACAUUUCUUUCCUGCUGUCCAUGUAUAUAAUGUUUUAUUAUCAAGGGAAUUACUUGGGGGGGGUUUUAGUUGUGCAACAUGCAACUGUCUACUCACAAUUUCCACUCAAACUCUGCACCAUUUCCCCAGUAAACCCACUGAACUUAAAAAAGAAAGGAAGGGUUAUUAAGUCACUGAAGCUUGCUUUGGUGUCAGACUGUAAUGACAGCUGUUUUGAAGUCUGCAUUGUGGACAAACACAAUAAAUGUCCAACAUUUUUACGUCGUGCGACUUCUGAUCCAGAAAUUCCACCAGGAAAAAAGAACACACUUCAUAGAAUACAUUAACGACUGAUGUUUUCAUCCACAUGAUGUUCAUUCCUUGAGUUUGUUUAGGAAAGGCGUCUGUUUAGCAGCACCAUUGCAGAAACCAGUCCAACUGAUCACAAUAUCAUCAGCCGUGGGUGGGGAAAAAAAAUCAGUUGCUAACCUACUUUCUGAAGUUUGCUCUCAUUUUCUGGAGGGAUUUAUUCAUCAGAAGUCACACGACGUAGAUAUGUUGGAAAUUUCUCCAUGCAUCUUCCAUAGACUUCAAUGCAGCUGGCACCACAGCCUGGCACCAAAGGAAAGAAAUCGGUGAGGUAAAUACUCUUCCUUCUGUUUUUAUGUUCCUCAUGUAAACAAGACAGAUGAACCUGUCACAAAAAGCUUUCAUUCACUUCACAGCUGUUCAGUCCAAUUUAAUAUGCAACCAGGCGGCCCUAAUGAAACUGUAAAACUCUGAUCAGGUAACCCUAAUAAAACUGUGUUUAUGACUUUGCUAUGAGAGUUGAUUUUAAAACCAGUUAGCAUGCUUUUGUGCCGUUCUUCUCUUGACCAUUGGCUGGGUUUGUAUUUAUGCUGUACUGUGCAUCAACACAUGUAUGUUUACUUUACUCGAGGGGAUCAUAAACAGACUUCUGAACAUUUGUGCCAUUGACUUAAAAUUAGGUUGUUUAUUUUGUUUGUUUUUGUUUGUUUUUUUUAAUAUCUUACCCACUGCUGCCAAUCCUCACUAUCAUACUGUACAUACUGUAGCGCUCUAGAGUUUUGUAUCAUGUAAGCCACUUUGUAAUGGCAGGUAUUUGCGUUUGGGUGUCACACAUUUCACGGUGGUUUAGUUUAUGAUGUAGUCGACGCAGCAACAGUAGUUAUAAAAGUUAGAGUUUGUUGCCAACCGAUACUAUGAAACCAGUGAAUAAAAUAUGAGCCAUGCAGCCACAAGAGAGGAGCUCCAUGCCCGCAAAACAGUUUUUAAUCCAGUGAUGAUGAAUCCUGAUGGAUAAUCAAUAAUGUGGACGAUUCUAAAACCGCAAUGAAAACGGAGAUUGGGUUGUGAUACGAUAAUGAUAAAUGAGGUCAAAGAUGUAAAUAGUAUCUUAAACAAAUGACUGUGACGAUCAUGUAAUUUUGUUUUUGUGUAGUUUUUCUUUGAUUGCUCCUCCGUGUCGAGGUUUUUACAGUGACGCACGCCUGCUCCCAAAAUGUUUUAAUAAUAAGAUGCAACUGUAAAUGGGGCUUGAUAAGGAAUGUUUUCUUUUUUUUUUUAAUAUUGGACUUAAAAUCAUAUCUGCAAAAGACAAUUUAAAAUUGGGUUUGACAUAAAUACAUAUAUAAAAAUAUUUUUCCGAGAACAUAUCAGUGCUUUCCUCUUUUAGAUCGGGAAAUACCCCGUUUGUUCUGACGCGCCGAGCCGCCUGUCAGUCACUGGGACAAUGUGGAAGUUUGUGGGCUCGUGACAAGUAUGAGUAACGCUAAGGUCUGAUUGGAUUUUCUGUUCCAUAUUAAGCAAGUGUCUCGGCUGUUUUCUUAUGUUUUUAUUUUUUUAUGAAUCUAUGCAGUUUUGGUAUGGCAUUCCUGCAACUUCAUGGCCAUUUUUGUUCUAAAGUCGUAAAACAAUGAUCAUAAACAGAAGGUGUGAGCAUUUUGUAAGGACUUCUUUUGUCUUUUUUUUUUUUCUUUUUGUUUUGUUUGUUUCCAAUGUAACAGGAUUGAAAUGGGUAUCGUGCCACUUUAUGUUGAUCUUUAAAUGUGCAAUAAAUUAUAUUUCAAAUGUG
Acanthopagrus latus (yellowfin seabream) is the source of this 6538-nucleotide messenger RNA. RefSeq names its product proto-oncogene tyrosine-protein kinase Src-like. Bases 1530 to 3182 code for a protein of 550 amino acids. Gene Ontology annotation, biological process: cell differentiation; progesterone receptor signaling pathway; negative regulation of intrinsic apoptotic signaling pathway. Gene Ontology annotation, molecular function: non-membrane spanning protein tyrosine kinase activity; growth factor receptor binding; ATP binding. The transcript has 13 exons. The record is from RefSeq and is a predicted model, not a curated record. Gene Ontology annotation, cellular component: extrinsic component of cytoplasmic side of plasma membrane. Lineage: Eukaryota; Metazoa; Chordata; Actinopteri; Spariformes; Sparidae.